CCAAUUUGCGCUUGUGUCAGUUGUUUCGAUGAAAUAAUAAAAUAAUCUUUUUAUAUUGCCAUUGCAUGAUUUUCGUAUUUUCAUUCUGAAUUAAAAAAAACACAAAUUAGCAAUUGUAAAGAGGCUAUAAUUUAGUGACACUGCAACAUACCAGUUGCAAAUAAACGGCGGAAAAUCGUUUCAUCAUUGUGAAAUAAUUUCGAAAAAAGUAACUGAGAAGACAAUUCCUGUAAGUGGAAAAACAGUGUGUGAGUGUGAACAGAGUUUUGUAAACAUUUCUGUGUAAGAACUUAGAGUGCCGUUGAUAUGGCUGAUAUACGACGCAGAAAAGGUGAAGAUGAUGAUGAAAAACAACAGAAAAAUUCCGGCGGAGAUACAUCGGAUCAUUUUGAUUCGCAAGAGGAAGAGGACGAACGAAUACUCGACGAAAAAUAUGUAGAGAAUCUGGCAAAAACAUUGCCGCAAGGUACUGACAAAACCCCAGAAGUAUUGACCGAUGCACUCAAGGGGCUUCCGGACAAAUGGAAAAACUACAUAAUUCGUGGCAUUUUUACAUUUAUCAUGAUAUCGGGCUUCUGCUUGAUCAUCUACGGCGGACCAUUGGCAUUGAUGAUUACGACUCUCCUGGUUCAAGUUAAAUGCUUCGAAGAAAUCAUUUCAAUUGGCUAUCAAGUAUACCGGAUUCAUGGUCUACCAUGGUUCCGCAGCCUGUCAUGGUAUUUCCUAGUCACAUCCAACUAUUUCUUCUAUGGCGAGAAUCUAGUCGACUAUUUCGGGGUGGUCAUCAAUCGAGUGGAAUAUCUUCGAUUUUUGGUAUCGUAUCAUCGCUUCCUGUCCUUUACUCUGUACUGCAUCGGAUUCGUUUGGUUUGUUCUAUCGCUGGUGAAACGAUAUUACAUGAAGCAGUUCAGUUUGUUUGCGUGGACGCAUGUGGCAUUGUUGAUUGUUGUCACACAGAGCUACUUAAUCAUUCAGAAUAUCUUUGAAGGAUUAAUCUGGUUUAUCGUUCCUGUGUCGAUGAUCGUUUGCAACGAUGUGAUGGCGUAUAUGUUCGGAUUUUUCUUCGGUCGAACGCCAUUGAUCAAAUUGAGUCCCAAGAAAACUUGGGAGGGAUUCGUCGGCGGUGGCUUUGCGACAGUCGCAUUCGGUGUUAUAUUCUCGUAUUUUCUCUGUCAGUAUCAGUUCUUUGUGUGUCCAAUCGAAUAUAAUGAGGCGGCCGGCAAAAUGGCAAUGGAAUGUGAACCGAGCUACCUAUUCAGACCACAGGAAUAUACAAUUCUCUACUUAAACAAAACAUUUACGAUUUAUCCAUUCUUACUGCAUUCCCUAUCAAUGAGCAUUUUCAGUUCAGUUAUUGGACCGUUCGGAGGAUUCUUUGCAUCCGGUUUUAAGCGGGCUUUUAAAAUCAAGGACUUCGGUGACAUGAUACCCGGUCAUGGUGGCAUUAUGGACAGAUUCGAUUGUCAGUUUUUGAUGGCAACGUUUGUUAACGUUUAUAUAUCGAGUUUUAUUCGUACCGCAUCACCAGCAAAAUUAUUGACACAGGUGUACAGUCUGAAGCCAGAGCAACAGUUGCAAUUUUUCAACAGUCUAAAGGAUCAUCUAGAAAACCGAAACAUUUUAGACUUAAAUUAAAUUUGUGAAUCGUGAUUCCAUAUAUUGAUUAAAAUACGGGGAAUCAUUAUUUAUUUGAAGCCAGUUCUUAUAUA
Bradysia coprophila is the source of this 1709-nucleotide messenger RNA. RefSeq names its product CDP-diacylglycerol synthase (gene Cds). Gene Ontology annotation, cellular component: endoplasmic reticulum membrane. Gene Ontology annotation, molecular function: phosphatidate cytidylyltransferase activity. Lineage: Eukaryota; Metazoa; Arthropoda; Insecta; Diptera; Sciaridae. The record is from RefSeq and is a predicted model, not a curated record.